Messenger RNA from Ilex paraguariensis (yerba mate), 984 nucleotides. Lineage: Eukaryota; Viridiplantae; Streptophyta; Magnoliopsida; Aquifoliales; Aquifoliaceae. The record is from the annotation of a GenBank genome assembly.
AUGUCAACUGUGUACUCUAAAUCUAUUGCCACCACCAUUAUCAAUCGACACGACAACUUCAGAUCAAACUUUCCGACCAUGGUCAAGCAUGAGAAAGAUAUAGAAAGCUUGUUCAGGCAUUCAAUAAAGCUUGGAAGGAGGCUUGUUUUUUUUGAAGGAGGAGCUGUUCUUGUAAUACCGACUAACAGGACAUAUCAUCUUAAGCCAAUUACUUUUCUAGGUCCUUGCAAAUCCCUCCUUACAGUGAUGCCUUGCGUGGGUGCACCAACGGCUGUGACCUUCGACAAUUGCAUAAAUUUGAGAGUGGCCAACAUAAGGAUUAAAAAUGCACAGGAAAUGCAUCUAACUUUUCAAGAUUGUGUGAAUGUCAAAGCUUCAAAUCUCAAAGUAAUUGCACCAGAGAAUAGUCCUAACACUGAUGAAAUUCAUGUCACUAGAACUCAAAAUAUUCAGAUUACGUGCUCUCUCAACAGAACAGAUGAUGAUUGUAUUUCCAUUGUGAGUGGGUCUAAAAAUGUUCGAGCAACGGAUAUCAUAUGUGGACCAGGCCAUGGAAUGAGCAUUGGAAGCUUAGGAAAAAAUAAGGCAGAGGAUGAGGUUUCAGAUGUGGUUGUGGACAGAGCAAGAAUUUCGGGGACCACAAAUGGAGGAGGAUCUGGAUACGCAAAGAACAUCAAAUUCCAAAACAUUAUCAUGCACAAUGUGACUAAUCCCAUAAUUAUAAAUCAGAACUAUUGUGAUCAGCUGGAAUCAUGUCCAGAACAGCACUCAGCUGUGCAAGUAACGAAUGUGGUGUACAAGAACAUCAGAGGAACCAGUGCUUCAGAGGUGGCUGUUAAACUUGACUGUAGCACGACCUUCCCAUGUAAUGGCAUUGUGUUGCAGAAUGUAAAUCCAGUCCGUGAAGGAGAGACAAAAGCAAAAGCUUCAUGCCAAAACGUCAGACUACCAAGCACAGAGAGGGUCUCUCCACUUUGCCAAUGA